Molecule: messenger RNA, 2167 nt
Organism: Acanthochromis polyacanthus (spiny chromis)
Lineage: Eukaryota; Metazoa; Chordata; Actinopteri; Pomacentridae
Gene: tfg
Product: trafficking from ER to golgi regulator
Biological process (GO): endoplasmic reticulum to Golgi vesicle-mediated transport; COPII vesicle coat assembly
Cellular component (GO): endoplasmic reticulum exit site
Molecular function (GO): identical protein binding
Source: RefSeq, a predicted model, not a curated record
GUGAAUGCCACGUACUGUUUGACGUUGACAGUCUGGAGGGCACUUCCCGAUGCUGGUGCCCGGCUCUGGCUAAGCUAGUUAACACAGUACACUUUCACGGUUUGGGGAAACCUGUGAAAUACAGCGUGGUCAAGUCGUCUGAUUCAGUGGUGGGAGCAGAAGAGGUCGGACGGCACCAUGAACGGCCAGCUGGACCUGAGCGGGAAGCUGAUCAUCAAAGCCCAGUUGGGCGACGACAUCAGACGCAUCCCGAUCCAUAAUGAAGACAUCACCUACGAUGAGCUGGUGCUGAUGAUGCAGCGUGUCUUCAGGGGCAAGCUGCAGAGUAACGACGAGGUUACCAUCAAAUACAAGGAUGAAGAUGAUGACCUCAUUACCAUCUUCGACAGCUCUGACCUCUCCUUUGCCAUCCAGUGCAGUAGAAUACUCAAACUGACUUUGUUUGUGAACGGUCAGCCGAGGCCUUUGGAAUCCAGUCAGGUGAAAUAUCUGCGCAGGGAGCUCAUUGAGCUCAGGAAUAAAGUCAACAACCUCCUUGAUAGCCUGGAGCCCCCCACAGAGCCGGGUCUGGCUGCUACAGCACCGGAGAGUGAAUCGGUGGAUGGACGCGAAGGUAAAGUUGUGGCGGCAGACCCCACAGUGAAGCAGGCCCCAGUCAGUGCAGCCAGCAUGUCAGCCUUCGACCCGUUAAAAACCAGGACGAGGUCAACAGAAUGUCAUCUCGCUUUCGGCCUGAGCGAAGACCAGGCCCCAGGUAUUAAAGCAACGCAAGAGAUGGACUCCCCCAGCGUGGCACCAGAGGAGCGUUCAGGAACCCCUGACAGCAUCGCUUCCUCCUCAUCUGCAGCGCCUCAGCCAGGAGUGCCCCCCCAGCCACAGGGCUCCUACGCUGCAGUACAGCAGGGACCCCCAGCCGGCAUGGAAGGUCAGGUGUACCAGCAGUACCAGGCUCCAGGUGGAUACCCGCCUCAGCAACCAGGUGCCCCCCCGCAGCAGUACGGUAUGCAGUACCCUGCAGGGUACAGUCCCCAGCUGGAGCCCUCAGCCCGGCCCCCACAGCCACAGCAGCAGCAGCAGUUCCAGAACUACGCUCCUCCCUCCUCCCAGGCUCCGGCCCCUGGUCAGGCCCCGGCUCCGGGCUUCCAGGGUGGGCAGCAGCAGCCCCAUCCGUCUCAGGGAGCCCAGCAGUAUCCACCAGGAGCCUUCCCCGCCCAAAACUAUACCUCCCAGGCCUCCCAGCCAGCUAACUACAGCAUGCCGCCCAGCUCCCAGCCCGGCUCGGGGUACCAGCCCCGCCCAGGAUACACCCCGCCUCCGGGCAGCACUGUCACCCCUCCACCCGGAGCUGCUAACCCGUACGCCCGCACGCCCCCUUACGGCCAGGGCUACACUCAGCCGGGCCCCGGAUACCGGUAAAAGAGGACGCUUCCGAUCCUCACUCACCCCUGAACCCCCCCAUCCUAGAUGUGGCUCCAGCUGUUGGAGUGGGUGCAGGUUUACUGCCCUGCAACCUCCCUCGUACAAAUAUCAAAUCCAAAUAUGAAACAAGCAACCCCCCCUCAGUCUGAUGGUUAGUGUUUGUACACCGUCUCUCCUACGUCCCACUCUGUUCUGACCCCAUGUUGUUUUUCUUUCUCCCGUCUCCUCCACUGUCUGCUCGGCCCUCUCGUAUCCGUCGUCGUUAAAAGAACCGGUCUGUAUGCACACACCUGGGAGACCAAAACAGGCUGUUUAUCGUCUCUUUCAAUGGUAACGCUUCAUUUUGCGAGAGAUCAGCGACCAUUCUGCAUUUGCGACAAAAAAUGCAUCCAUCAGACACUAUCUCAAUGAAAAAGUUAAACCUUUGUUGUCUUUUUUUUUUGUGUUUUUUUUUCUGUAUUUGAUCAACUUCACCACCAUGUCGGUAUUAAUGAUAUGUCGAUGAAACUGCCCCAUGUUGGAACACUAGCUAAGUGAUGGCUAACGGGAGGUGCACAUCCCUGCGUCAUGAAGUCUUCUGUUUAGCUUCUUAUAUCACCUCCAGUAAAGCUUGCUAUUCCUUUCUCUCUUUAUCUUAUCACUGGUUUUUACUAAUAUAUCAAAUUGAAUUCCACCCUCAAGUGAGAUUAGCUGUUUAUGUAUAAACUGUAACAUUUUUUUCUUGAACCUAAUAAAUGAUUGAGACCCA